Struthio camelus australis is the source of this 1442-nucleotide messenger RNA. Lineage: Eukaryota; Metazoa; Chordata; Aves; Struthioniformes; Struthionidae. The record is from RefSeq and is a predicted model, not a curated record.
AGGGGGGCGGAGGGGGCGCCGCGACGGGCACCGGGCAGCCGCCCUCUCCCCCCGGCCUGCCGACCCCCGGGGAAGGCUCUCCGCCUUCCGGCCCCUCACCUGCCUUGUGCCUGCCGCUGCAGCCCCCUGCCAGCCCUUCCUAGCUUGGCGAGUGCUGAACUGUUAGGAAGCCAGGAGGUACAACAUGCGAGUAAACAAAUUGCUGCUGAUAAGCAGUACAAGGGUAUCAUCGAUUGUGUAGUGCGUAUUCCGAAGGAACAAGGAGUGCUGUCCUUCUGGCGUGGCAACUUGGCAAAUGUCAUAAGAUACUUCCCAACUCAAGCCCUCAACUUUGCCUUCAAGGAUAAGUAUAAGCAGGUGUUCUUAGGAGGAGUAGACAAGCACACUCAAUUCUGGAGGUAUUUUGCUGGUAACCUGGCUUCUGGUGGAGCAGCUGGAGCCACUUCCCUCUGCUUUGUCUACCCAUUGGAUUUUGCAAGAACCCGUUUGGCUGCUGAUGUCGGAAAAGCUGGUGCAGACAGAGAAUUCUCUGGCCUGGGGGACUGUCUAGUCAAAAUUACCAAGUCUGAUGGUCUGCGUGGCUUGUACCAAGGGUUCAAUGUCUCUGUCCAGGGUAUCAUCAUCUAUAGAGCAGCCUACUUUGGAAUCUAUGAUACAGCAAAAGGCAUGCUCCCAGAUCCCAGAAAUACUCAUAUUGUUAUCAGUUGGAUGAUUGCACAGACAGUGACUGCUGUGGCUGGUGUGGUCUCCUAUCCUUUUGAUACAGUUCGGCGUAGGAUGAUGAUGCAGUCAGGACGCAAAGGAGCUGAUAUCAUGUACUCUGGAACAGUUGACUGCUGGCGGAAGAUUGCAAGGGAUGAGGGAGGAAAAGCGUUCUUCAAGGGUGCAUGGUCUAAUGUUCUCAGAGGCAUGGGGGGUGCCUUUGUGCUUGUGCUGUAUGAUGAAUUCAAGAAAGUCAUUUAAAGAUAGCCUAACUAGAAUUGGAAAGCAAGUUGAGCAGAUCAUGUAGAAUAACUAUCAUUAUGGACCAUUGACCUUCAAGAAAUUCCUGUGAGUCUUAUUUAUCGGAGCCAGAUAUUUGUAGACGGGGCUAGAAACUGGCAUAAGGGACUGAUCUAUUUCUUGUUGACCUGCAUGGGGACACUGAAACUGGCAAUUCAGUGUUGUGAUUUUUUUCCAGCAGUGAGAAAUCAGUGGCAUUGAUUCUGGGUCCAAAGUGACUGGGUCCAAUUCAGGCAGAAAAAAAUGCCUGUGGAUCAGUCCCCAGUUUCAAGUCCCAUCUUCUAGGACCAUAAAAUUGUAUUUGAAAGUACUUGCUAACAAAUCAUGUCUUUUCCACUUGUACUGAAGCACUAUGUACCAUUUUGCACAGUUGAACAUCUAGCAAUUAUGUUCUUAAAUUGGGGCAUUCUGCUGUAAAAACAAUAAACAUACUUACUCUG